Molecule: messenger RNA, 2191 nt
Organism: Onychostoma macrolepis
Lineage: Eukaryota; Metazoa; Chordata; Actinopteri; Cypriniformes; Cyprinidae
Gene: pgfb
Product: placental growth factor b
Exons: 7
Coding region: 440-985 (181 amino acids)
Biological process (GO): sprouting angiogenesis; vascular endothelial growth factor receptor signaling pathway; response to hypoxia
Cellular component (GO): membrane
Molecular function (GO): chemoattractant activity; vascular endothelial growth factor receptor binding; growth factor activity
Source: RefSeq, a predicted model, not a curated record
GAAAGGUAGUCAGGGCGCUCAUAUGGAAGUGUGCCACUCUAUUUGGGAAAUGCGUGAGCUGGAAACUUGCACUAGGAAACAGACGCUGGAUCUCCAGUGGCGCGUGAGGACGAUUAAAACCUGCAAACUCUAAUUUAAAACAAUGUUUACUCCAUAAGGACCUAUUUGAAACAUUUUACCACGGGUAUUCGCUUACAUCUUUCGAGGGAGAUCUAGAUUGGAUGCAAUUAAGUGACCUGUCACCACUGAUAUUUUAUGAAACCAAAAAGAUAACAACAUUGCGAAUAUGUUUAGCGCAUUUUCCGGAUUGUUUCAUUUUAUUUGGUAUCUUUGAGAAAGCGACGCACACUUUACUACCGACGAGCAAGGCACGAACUGGCCACCUAGAACCGUUUUGUGGAAUUUAUGGUGAAAUUUCCAUAUUGACAUUACCAUUUGGAUGGACUACUGUUUGGAUUUUCCUACGAUUAGACUUGCUUUGGCUUUCGAGAUGGGUUAUUUGACGUUACUGUUACAAAUAGUUGCUGCGGUCCAGUUGAGCCUUUUACCUGCACAGAGUUCUUCCUUAGUAAACGUAAACAACACUGCUAAAGUAAUGCUGUUUCAAGAGGUUUGGGGGAAAAGCUUCUGCCGCACUAUAGAGAAGCUAGUGGAAGUGGUUCAGGAGUACCCUGGGGAGGUGGAGCACAUUUUCAGCCCCGCCUGCGUGCCAUUGGUCCGCUGCGCUGGUUGCUGUGGAGAUGAGAAUCUGGAGUGUCACCCUACACUUACUUCUAACACCACCAUGCAAUUAUUAAAGAUUAAGCCAGCGGAGCAGGGCCAGGAAUAUGUGGAGAUGACCUUUGUGGAGCACAAAGCCUGUGAAUGUAGACUAAGAAAACCUACAAAGAAACAAGACAGAUUGAAACCCAGAAACAGAGGGAGAAAAAGAAAGGAGAAAAAGAGAGUGAAAGAUUGUGACACGUGUCAGCCUCCCCGCAGGUAAACGCUGUCUCGCCGUGAUGCCAGCCAAUCGCGUGCAUCUGCCCCCUUCUGUGCGACCCUCACCGUCAUCAUCGUUCACUUAUGGAUACUGCCACUACUCUGCACCCCACCAUCCCAGAUGCAGAGUUGUUAUGGUGAUGGGGCUUCUGUCGGCACACGGGGGGCCUUCCAGUCAUCUAUACAGGAACCUCCUGUUGUGCAGCUCUCUACAGAAGAAAAACAACCGAAGACCAAACCUAGAAUCUGAGACUGAAUAAAUCCUAUAGGGAUUUAUAUUAUUAUAAUAUUAUUGUUUUAUAAUAGUAGUAGUGAAAGUAAUAAAGUAAUAGUAGUGGUAGUACUGGUUUAGCUGCCAAGUCUUCCCCUUUUAUUUAUUAAAAUCCACUGAAGUAAAACUGGUGCAUUACAUUAAUCAAUAGCCUACAUUAACAAAGCCAUUGACUAUUUGUUCAUAAUUCUAGAAGGAAGCACAGAACAAAAUGCCAUCUCUUUAGAUUCUAUAAUUACUGCUAUGCUAAGACUAUAUUACAAUUUACUAAUGUGAAAACCAUGUUAGAAGAUUUUUUUCAUACAUAGUAUUUUCUGUUGACGUUCUAAAUCUUCUCUGUGGGUUUAGCCCUCAACUUGCGCAUUAAAUUGACAUACUGACCUCUAGUGGUAAUAAUAAAAUAAUUACGUUCACAAAGUGUUCUUCAAAUAAUACUGAUCUGAAAGCCAUCCCAUUAUGAUAUAUAUAUAUAUAUAUAUAUAUAUAUAUAUAUAUAUAUAUAUAUAUAUAUAUAUAUAUAUAUAUUACUAUAAUAUUUCAACUUUGGCAAAAAUAAAAGUGUGUACUGUGUAAGGACAAAGACUUUGCUCUGAAAGGGCGCCUGUCAACAGGAACCGAGACAAACGUUCAUCACGAUAUGAAUCACGAGUGAAUGUUAGUGCUUUGUAUUAUUGUUUUGUCAGUGAAAAUGACUGAAUUUCCCACACUUUAGACUCAGGUCUUUAAAGUGCCGGAAUUAAACCAAAGAAGCAUUAUUAUCUAUGCUGCUGACCCUAAAUAUAAAUACAAUAGUUUUCACCAAAGGGCUAUUUAAUUCCCAAUGUAUAAAAUGUUGUAUGUUUUUCUAAAUAUUGUUAAUAUGUAUUAAUAUUAUACAACUUUAAGAGUACCUUUCUAACAGAGUGACUUAAUGUUUGUUUCUGAUUAUUAAAAAAAAUA